Molecule: messenger RNA, 957 nt
Organism: Odobenus rosmarus divergens (Pacific walrus)
Lineage: Eukaryota; Metazoa; Chordata; Mammalia; Carnivora; Odobenidae
Source: the annotation of a RefSeq genome assembly
AUGUUUAUAAUUAAUAUUCUCUCACUAAUAAUCCCCAUUCUUCUAGCCGUAGCCUUCCUAACUCUAGUAGAACGAAAAGUACUAGGUUACAUACAACUCCGAAAAGGACCCAACAUUAUAGGACCAUACGGACUUCUCCAACCCAUCGCGGAUGCCAUAAAACUUUUUACCAAGGAACCUUUACGACCAUCAACUUCCUCCACAUCAAUAUUCAUCAUAGCCCCUAUUCUGGCCCUAUCCCUAGCCCUAACCAUAUGGGCCCCACUACCUAUACCGUACCCUCUCAUCAAUAUAAACCUAGGAGUACUAUUUAUACUAGCAAUAUCAAGCCUAGCCGUCUAUUCAAUUCUAUGAUCCGGAUGAGCAUCGAAUUCAAAAUACGCUCUCAUCGGAGCCCUACGAGCUGUGGCUCAAACCAUCUCCUACGAAGUAACCCUAGCCAUCAUUCUCUUGUCCGUACUACUAAUAAACGGAUCAUUCUCUUUAACCACACUAAUUACUACUCAAGAACAUCUCUGACUUAUUUUCCCCGCAUGACCCCUAGCUAUGAUAUGAUUUAUCUCCACUUUAGCAGAGACCAAUCGUGCCCCCUUUGAUCUAACCGAAGGAGAAUCAGAAUUAGUAUCAGGCUUCAACGUAGAAUAUGCAGCAGGCCCAUUCGCCCUAUUCUUCCUGGCAGAAUACGCCAACAUUAUUAUAAUAAAUAUAUUCACAACCACUCUAUUUCUUGGAGCAUACCACAAUCCUUGCAUGCCUGAACUAUAUACCAUCAACUUCACACUAAAAACUCUAGCACUGACAACCUUAUUCCUAUGAAUUCGGGCAUCAUACCCACGAUUUCGUUAUGACCAACUCAUACACCUCUUAUGAAAAAACUUUCUACCUUUAACACUAGCUCUAUGCAUAUGACACAUGGCUCUGCCCAUCAUCACAGCAAGUGUUCCUCCACAAACCUAA